ACUGCUUAAUGUGGGAUGUUUUUACCCUGCAAGUGUAUUUAAAAAAGGGUUUAAAGGUUAGCUGAGCUAAUAGACACAGACUAAGGUCAGAAGAUCAUCUCUGAAGAGCGGUACAGUAAAUUUUGGACAAAACCUAAAAGACAAUCCUAAAAAUGAGUCAGGUAAAAAAGAUAAUUAAGAGGAUGAAGGUGAAAAACGAACUGAUGCGGCAGAUUAUGGGAGAGCUCUUAGGCACCUUUGUACUUCUGCUGUUUGGCUGUGCUGCAGCUGCUCAGGUGAAAACCAGCAGGGAAACUAAGGGACAGUUUCUGUCUGUAAACAUGGCUUUCUCUGUAGGGGUCAUGUCUGCCAUGUACCUCAGCAGGGCAGUAUCAGGAGCUCAUCUAAACCCAGCUGUGUCUCUUAGUUUCUGUGUCUUGGGAGACCUAGCCUGGAUAAAGCUGCUACCUUAUUCUCUGGCUCAAAUACUGGGGGCUUACCUCGCCUCUGGACUUGUGUAUCUCAUCUACCAUGAUGCGAUCAUGGAGUUCAGUGGUGGAGUUCUGACUGUAUUUGGUCCUAAUGAAACAGCCAGUAUCUUUGCCACCUACCCAACUGAUGUGGUGUCAAUGCAGACCAACUUCCUCGAUCAGGUGGUCGGCACAGCCAUGCUAAUGUUAUGCAUUCUACCUCUGAACGAUAAGAGAAAUGCUCCUGCUCCUGAAGCGCUGCUCCCUCCAAUUGUAGCAACUGUUGUCCUAGGGAUUUCCAUGUCAAUGUCGGCUAACUGUGGAGCUGCCAUAAACCCUGCCCGUGACCUUGGUCCACGACUCUUCACCUUCACAGCAGGCUGGGGCAUCGAAGUCUUCACGUGCUAUGAUUACUUCUUCUGGAUUCCAUUAGUGGCUCCUAUGGUGGGGGGCGUGCUGGGGUCCAUGAUUUAUCUGGUCUUCAUUCAGUGGCAUCUGCCUGAGCCUGAGGAUGAAUCUGAGUCUGAGGGGUUUAAUGAACAAACAAAGGUCACUGAGCACAACAACAAAAAGGACGAGUUUUUCCAUAAAAUGUCUUCACUUUAAAGACCUGGGGACUGCUGAAUCUCUCUUCUCCAUAUUAUUUCCAGAUACAUUAUUUGUUUUAUACUGUAAAUAAAAAAAUGGUAAAAGGCUAAAAAAAAAAUGAAAGAAAACAUACUCAAGGUGGCCUCUUAAAUCUUUCACAGAAGAGCAAAAGCCUUGAUAUUCCAAAUGUUAUUUAUUAUUUCAACUCACUUUCAUCCCUUCUGAAGUAUUAAACUGUGACUUACAUUCAACCACACAAAGAAAAUUCA
Molecule: messenger RNA, 1306 nt
Organism: Carassius gibelio (silver crucian carp)
Lineage: Eukaryota; Metazoa; Chordata; Actinopteri; Cypriniformes; Cyprinidae
Product: aquaporin-10-like
Exons: 6
Coding region: 153-1055 (300 amino acids)
Biological process (GO): glycerol transmembrane transport; water transport
Cellular component (GO): plasma membrane; basolateral plasma membrane
Molecular function (GO): urea transmembrane transporter activity; water channel activity; glycerol channel activity
Source: RefSeq, a predicted model, not a curated record